GGUACUGCGCAUGCGCACUAUGAGUAGUCCUUGGCUGUUCGGCCCGCUGUAGGUUACAGACACAGAUCCGGAGUCAACAUGCAGAGUUGGACGCAGGUUUACCGCUCUUUGGCCACGCGGAGCCACCAGCUCCCCUGCAAACUGCACGGAGCGACAGCGCUGUCCGUCAGAAGCUACGCCGACAAAGCUGCAAUCGAUGCAGACGUCACGGUGGUGGGUUCAGGGCCCGGAGGAUACGUCGCCGCCAUCAAAGCUGCACAGCUCGGCUUCAAGACAGUCUGUGUGGAGAAAAAUGCCACGCUGGGAGGCACCUGUCUGAACGUGGGCUGCAUCCCCUCCAAGGCUCUGCUGAAUAACUCCUAUCUGUACCACAUGGCUCACGGCAAGGACUUUGAGAGCAGAGGCAUCGAAAUUGCAGGCCUCACGUUGAACCUGGAGAAGAUGAUGGCCCAGAAGAGCGGAGCGGUCAAAGCUCUGACCGGAGGAAUCGCUCAUCUCUUCAAACAGAACAAGGUGACCCAUGUGAACGGAUAUGGGCGGAUUUCGGGGAAAAACCAGGUGACGGCGGUGACGGCUGACGGCAGCGAGCAGGUCAUCAACUCCAAAAACAUCCUGAUCGCCACCGGCUCCGAGGUCACACCUUUCCCCGGGAUACUGAUCGAUGAGGAGACCGUGGUGUCGUCGACGGGAGCGUUGUCUCUGAACAAAGUUCCCGAAGAGAUGAUCGUGAUCGGAGCCGGAGUCAUCGGAGUGGAGCUGGGGUCAGUGUGGCAGCGUCUGGGCUCUAAAGUGACGGCGGUGGAGUUCCUGGGUCACGUUGGAGGCAUGGGGAUCGAUAUGGAGAUGUCUAAGACCUUCCAGAGGAUUCUGCAGAAACAGGGCCUGAAGUUCAAACUCAGCACGAAAGUGAUGGGCGCCACGCGCCGGCCCGACGGGAAGAUCGACGUGGCAGUGGAGGCAGCAGCUGGAGGGAAGAACCAGACCCUGACCUGCGACGUGCUGCUGGUGUGUGUCGGCAGACGGCCGUUCACUCAGAGCCUCGGCCUGGACUCUGUGGGCAUCGAGCUGGACAACAGAGGGAGAAUCCCCGUCAACGGGCGCUUCCAGACCAGCGUGCCCAGUAUUUUUGCGAUCGGGGAUGUGAUCGCCGGCCCGAUGUUGGCCCACAAAGCGGAGGACGAGGGCAUCAUCUGCGUGGAGGGCAUGGCGGGCGGAGCCGUGCACAUCGACUACAACUGCGUCCCCUCCGUCAUCUACACCCACCCCGAGGUGGCCUGGGUGGGCAAGACUGAGGAGCAGCUCAAAGAGGAGGGCGUCCCGUACAAAGUGGGAAAAUUCCCCUUCGCCGCUAACAGCCGAGCGAAGACCAACAACGACACUGACGGCAUGGUGAAGAUCCUCAGCCACAAGGAGACAGACAGGAUGCUGGGAGCUCACAUCGUGGGGACGGGGGCAGGAGAGAUUAUUAAUGAAGCUUGCCUGGCGAUGGAGUACGGAGCUUCCUGUGAAGACAUCGCCAGAGUCUGCCACGCACAUCCUACGGUGUCGGAGGCCUUCAGAGAAGCGAACAUCGCCGCCUCAACUGGGAAAGCGAUCAACUUUUAAUCCCGUUGUCUUCCCUUCAGUGUAAAUAACGAGGAGACCUGUGUUAUUUAAAUGUUCUCACAAUAAAAGAGGCUCCAGCGCUGACCUCAGAUCAGUCUCUCUGCUCUGUACAAACACUGCAGAGAGCAGAGAGACUGACCUCAGAUCAGUCUCUCUGCCCUCUACUAACACUGCAGAACAUCACCACUUAUUUACAGAACAUAGAGAUAUAAAUAUUAUUAUUACCUUCCUGCCGGGUCGCUGUGCUUCCUCUCUUAAAGGAACAAGUGUUUUUGUUAUUUUUACAGAAUUGAACAUGACGAAAGUGACGUGUGAUCAGAGCAGGAAGAUGCACGUUUUGCAGGUUGGAUAGACUCCUAGAAAUUAAGAGGCUGGAGUUUUAAUCACAAGAGGAGUUUCAAUUGAAGAGGCGAGAAAUUAGCACCCGAAUUCUGCAUUUCAUAAAUUAUUAUUGGCUGUAUUUCUGCUUCAAUUCUUUAUUUUUAAUUUGCCAGAACAACAAAUGCUAGCAGAAAAAGUUGCAGAAUUUAGGAAACCUAAAAUCUAAAUUAAUAAUCGUUUUUAAAGGUCUACUUUCUUGUUGGUUUUUUUCAGCUUUCAAACUCUUUUCAGUCAAAAUCCAUGUGUUUAAUAUUAAAAUACAGAACGCACUCCUUUGCAGCAACACAUGGGACAAGUCAACGCUAAAAAACAUGACAUUUAAGGAACAAAAACGGGAUUAAAUGUAUGAUUUCACCGUUUUGGGAAUUCUGCUGUAUUCAUUAAACGCACAAACUUAAAGGUC
Messenger RNA from Trematomus bernacchii (emerald rockcod), 2389 nucleotides. It is a transcript of the gene dldh, whose product is annotated as dihydrolipoamide dehydrogenase. The transcript is spliced from 14 exons. Lineage: Eukaryota; Metazoa; Chordata; Actinopteri; Perciformes; Nototheniidae. Bases 79 to 1605 code for a protein of 508 amino acids. Gene Ontology annotation, cellular component: oxoglutarate dehydrogenase complex; mitochondrion. The record is from RefSeq and is a predicted model, not a curated record. Gene Ontology annotation, molecular function: flavin adenine dinucleotide binding; dihydrolipoyl dehydrogenase (NADH) activity.